AUGGGCGAAGCCUUCUUCCAUAACCCCUCCGACGAUCAGCUGAGACAGAUUAUCUUCCAGCCAGACAGCGUGAAGGAGAAAGCCUGGAUCGUCUACGUCAACUACAUGAUGCUAGCACUCGUCUCCGCAAACGAGACCGAGGAGAGUAUUCAGGUAAAGCAGUUUCGCCGGAACAUGCAAAUAGCACUCAACGACAGCACCAUCUUCCUCGAACCGACCGAAGCGAACCUGCAGGCCUUGACCUUGCUCGCUUUCCACGGUGAAGACUACGCGUCUCCCAACCUAUCUUGGAUGCUGGUGGGCCACGCCUGCCGCCAGGCCGAGGCUCUGGGACUGCACGCCUUGACUCACGGCGACUAUGACGCGCGCCAGCGCAGGCUCUGUAUGUUCUGGCUUCUCUUCGUUGUGGAUAAGUCGUGUUCGCUGGCGUUUGGGCGGUCUUCGUUCCUUCCAUCCAGCUUGUAUCUUGACGUGCCGCUCCCAGAUUUCAACUACAUGCUCAAGUUCCAGCCACACAAUGCAUCCUCCUUCAGUAACUCCAAAAAUGCGCCACUUAUAUCGACCUUCGGAGCCCAUUUACUCACCAAGGGGAUGCAGUUUGCGAAGCUUAUGGGCUUUGUACUAGAUCUUCUUACUCCGGGCAAGUCACUGAUCCCCAAGGAAAAGGUGGCAAGGAAGCUCGAGGAAUGGUAUCGUCAGACAAUCGAGGCAAGUUAA
Colletotrichum karsti is the source of this 717-nucleotide messenger RNA. Its product is annotated as fungal specific transcription factor domain-containing protein. The transcript has a single exon. The record is from RefSeq and is a predicted model, not a curated record. Gene Ontology annotation, molecular function: zinc ion binding; DNA binding. Bases 1 to 717 code for a protein of 238 amino acids. Gene Ontology annotation, biological process: DNA-templated transcription. Lineage: Eukaryota; Fungi; Ascomycota; Sordariomycetes; Glomerellales; Glomerellaceae.